This is a messenger RNA of Xenopus tropicalis (tropical clawed frog), 4139 nucleotides long. It is a transcript of the gene znf592, whose product is annotated as zinc finger protein 592. Gene Ontology annotation, cellular component: nucleus. NCBI's taxonomy places the organism in Eukaryota, Metazoa, Chordata, Amphibia, Anura, Pipidae. The record is from RefSeq and is marked provisional.
GCUCUGCCUUCAGAGUUUGGCCCUUCCUCCUUCCUCAGCCUAAACCACCAUUCUACUCACGCAGGCCCACCUCCCCUCCCUUUCUACCCAGCGCUCCUCCUCUUCCCAAGGCCCAGUCCCUCUCCGCCAUGUUAGUUUCCUCCGGUUCCGGCCUACUGGUCUGGCUGAUUCCCGGGUCCCCCGAUAGGCUCCGGGCCCAGCUGCCCCUUGGGGCGCUGUCGUGUGAUCGAUGAACUGUUUGAGGCAGGAUUAUAUACUGUGUCAAUAGUACUACUGUCAGUCAUGGGGGACAUGAAGACUCCAGACUUUGAUGAUCUUCUGGCUGCAUUUGAUAUCCCUGAUGCCACAAGCCUUGAUGCAAAGGAAGCAAUUCAAUCUACAAGUGAUGAAGCAGAAAACCAUCUUAAAGCAGCAGAAAUGUGCAUGGAUGAAAAUUUAUCCUUGUCCCAGUCAAUGCAAGCUUCUGAUGUUCCUGCUGUCAGUGUGAUCGUGAAGAACACCAGCCGCCAGGAGUCUUUUGAGGCAUCUGAAAAAGAAGGGAACCACAUUGGACCAACUCUUCUUCAAAAUGGGUUUCGGAGCCCAGAGGUUGGAGCAGAGUCAAAUAGUUUGGGGCAAGGGUAUGGGAAAUUUGAAGCCAGUUUUAUCAAUGGGGAUAGUUGUAGAGGCUACACAGAAAAGCUGGAGACACACAAAUCAGAGCCUUUACCUACAUUUUCACAAUUCAGCCCAAUUUCCAGCCCUGAACCGGAGGACUCAUGUAAAGAUAAUGGAAUCCCCAGUAAGCAAAAACCAGCAGAGUCUCCAUACUUCCCACAACCAUCCAUGUAUGUUCCUUCUGAGGGCUGUAUGGUGGAUUUUUUGAGAAAGCCACCAGAAACAGAACUCAGUAUGUUCGAUGAAUACUGCAAAAAAGAGCAAAGGACAGACUGCAAGGAAGCAGAGAAGGGAAAAACUGAGGAGCAAACAAAGGACUUAGAGAAUGUUAACAGCUUAAUUGGAGGGUCACUUCCAUUUAAAGAUACUGAGAACAAUAGUGUUAAAGAGGAGAAAGAAUUUUCAGAAGCAAUGGGCUCCUCUGCCAUACCUCCUCGCCAGCGUAUUAAACCUGCUCAUUCAAAGCUGUCUUCCUGUGUGGCUGCUCUUGUAGCACUGCAGGCAAAGAAAGUUGCUGUUUCUACUAAAGAUGAUGUCUCUAAUAUCACUAAAGAUACUGGAGCCCCACUAAAAGACUGUGUUAAGGGAAGUCCUAAAAUGCCAAAGUCACCCAAGAGUCCCAAAAGUCCUAUGGAGGGGGUUAAAAAGAUCACUAAACCCCCAGACAGUCCUAUGAGUGUCUGUAGUGAUACAAGUAGCAGAGGCUCUCCAUCAGUUGGUGCUGGCUCCCCACCUGCUAUCCCCAAAGUGAGGAUAAAGACGAUAAAGAUGUCAUCUGGAGAGAUAAAAAGAACUGUGACCAGAAUCUUACCAGAUAUUGAAUCAGAUGAUCUUGUAAAGUCUACAGAAAGCCUUUUGGCUCAAAGCUCAUCACAUGAUGAUAUCAAACAGUCUGAUCAGCUUGAAAGUGAACCAGAUAAAACAAAGAACACUGGCAGGAGCACCCUCCAUGGUUCUAGUGUGGUAAAUCCCCAGGUAGCUAAUGCCAAUGGCGAAAAAAAGAAAGGAAUGCCUACUUCUAGUUUUCAAAAUCCUGGCAAUGGUUCUGUAAAGCUCUCUAAUUCAUCACUGUGCAAAAAACAGUCACAAACUUCCUCUAAGACAACAUCUAACCAAACCACAUUGCUUCCUAAAGCAGUUCACCUUGCUAAUCUCAAUUUGGUCCCUAAUAGUGUUACAACUUGUGUAGCCACAAAGACGCCUGUCCUAAAAUCGACCCAUGUGCAAGCCACACCUAUGACUGUGCCUUUAGUGCACCAAGUAAAAGUAGCUGCUCCCGUUAUUGUGGAGGCAUUUAAUAAGCUUCUACACAGCACCAACCCAGUUCCAACAUAUACACCUAAUCUGAACCCACCACCUGACUCCAAUAUCAAGCUUCCAGCUUCUGGCUAUAAUUGCCUGGAGUGUGGUGACUCAUUUGCCCUGGAAAAGAGUCUUUUACAACAUCAUAACAGACGGAGCAUUCAUAUUGAAGUGAUGUGCACCCAGUGCUCAAAAAUGGUUCAGUUCUACAAUAAAUGUAGCUUACUGAGCCAUGCCAGAGAACACAAGAGCAAAGGACUGAUCAUGCAGUGUUCCCAGCUCAUGAUGAAGCCAAUCUCCUCAGAUCAGAUGAUGUCAGCUACAUCUUUACUUACCACAGCACUUACCUCUCAAACUUCCUCCUCCAACCAGCGGACAUUAUCUCAAGGUGCUCCACUGGGAGUGUGGUCUGGGACUUCUUCCUGUGCUCCACCUGCUAUGCCUCUUUUUGCAGACCCAUAUGGACUAAUACGCCAUGGGUUCAAGUGUCUGGAGUGCUCGAAACAAGUGGAGGAUUAUACUAGUUUAGCAGGACAUUAUCAGAGAGUAGCUGAGGAAAAAGAUGGACUGACUUGCCAGGUAUGCCAGAUGAUGCUCCCUAAUAAGUGCAGUUAUGGAGCACACCAACGCAUUCACACACACAAAUCUCCAUACUGUUGCCCAGAGUGCGGGGUGCUCUGUAGAUCUGCCUAUUUCCAGACUCAUGUUAAGGGAAACUGUCUGCACUACACACGCAAGGUGGCAUUUCGGUGCAUACACUGUGGUGUGGUGUUUAUGUCUUUGGGAAUGCUGAAAGCUCAUAUCCAGGAGAAGCACUGUGAAGUGUUCCACAAGUGCUCAUUCUGCCCCAUGGCUUUUAAGAAUGCAGAGAGUACAUCUGCCCAUAUCACAGCCCAGCAUCCUACUGCAAACCACAAGAACUCACAAAUUAUCUAUAAGUGCUCUUGUGAGACAGUCUUCAAUAAGAAGAGACUCCUUCACCAACACUUCUACCAGAACACAAACACGCUACUUGUGAGCGUUUUCAAGUGCCCUGAGUGCCAGCUUGCAUACAUGCAAAAACAGCUACUAGUGCAGCAUCUCAAGGCUGUGCAUGGCCUUCCUAAAGCCCCUGAGGAGCCAGCAGCUCCCGUGAAGAAGCCAGACUCUGCAGUAAACAAAAGUGAGGACACAUCAGCAGCAAAGGCUCAAGUCAAGAGUGUAUUGCCUCCUCCUGCAGCCAAGAAAGAGUCUGAAUCCUCUGAAUCACAGCACAAAAUGAAACUUGCAGGUUGGACCUGUGGAGAAUGCUCAGAGUGGAUCUUGGAUAGAGAGACUUAUGUGUUCCAUAUGAAGAAAAGUCAUGGGAAGUGUAUGAAGAGGUACCCAUGCAGACUGUGUGAACGCUCCUUCAAUUCUUCUGCCAGCUUAAAAAGACACAUGAGAAAUAACCAUGAUACAAAAAAAGAUUACACAUGCUGCUACUGCACAGAUAAGCCAACAUUUGUCAAGCCUUCCAUGUUGGCCAAUCACAUCAUUCUAAUGCACGGCAUCAAAAAUCCUGAACUUCCCCAGCUUCCCACAAAUUCCAAAUCAGUUGGAGACACACCAGCCCAGAGUGGGGGCCAUGAACAGGCAUCUCGCCCCAAGAGAACAGCUAAAGAUGCACUAGAACAAGAAAAUAAGACUUUGAGUCCCGAAGGCAAGAAACUGAAAACUCUGUAUAAGUGUGCAAAAUGUGGCUUCACUGCAGACAGCAGCACAGAAUUCCUGGAACAUAUACCCCAGCACAAAACUGACAACUCUACAUGCCAGUGUGUGCACUGUGGCUUGUGUUAUACUUCUCAAAUAUCCCUCAACAGGCAUCUUUUUAUUGUGCACAAGGUAAAGGAUGAAGAGGAAGAGCAGAGACAUGUAAGCCCAGAAACAAAGCCUCCAUCAGAUGUGGAUGCUCAGAGUGUAAAGCAAGAACCCAGAGAACCAUGGCAAUGUGCCCAGUGCAAUGUAACAUUUGAACUUGAGAGUGCGUAUUCUGCUCAUCUCCGAACUCAUGGCGAAAGUCUCUCUAACAAACAGAAGCAGGAUUCCGAGUAGCUUCAGACGUAUUCUGGUAUAAAAAAAUUUCCAUUUGGAAACCAAGAUAAAACAAAUGUUUAAAAAACUUUUUAAAAAGAGAAUAUAAAAACUAUUUUUACUAUAAA